AUGGAGGAGUUGGCCAGAGAGAGCAUCAGCCUGCUGGCCUCAGCCUCGGCCAAGCCGUCGCUGGACGCGGGGCCCCGGCUCGGCUCCCUGGGGGCCAUCUUCAUCAUGCUGAAGUCCGCGCUGGGGGCCGGGCUCCUCAACUUCCCCUGGGCCUUCGAGAGAGCCGGCGGCGUCCGCAGCGCCGUCACCGUGGAGCUGAUCUCUCUGGUGUUCCUGAUCAGCGGUCUGAUCAUCCUGGGCUACUCGUCCUCCAUCAGCGGACAGUGCACGUACCAGGCGGUGGUGAAGGAGGUGUGCGGCCCGGCCAUCGGCCAGCUCUGCGAGAUCUGCUUCGUCUUCAACCUCUUCAUGAUCUCCGUGGCCUUCCUGGUAAUCGUGGAUGACCAGCUGGAAAAGUUGUGCGACUCUCUCUAUGAGCUGGUGACCGAUCUGCCCAAGUCGGAGAUGCCGUAUCACUUCUACACGGACCAGCGCUUCGCCCUGCUGCUGCUCUGCGUGGUCUUCAUCCUGCCGCUGUCCAUAUCCAAAGAAAUCAGCAUUCAGAAAUACAUCAGCGUUCUGGGCACUCUGGCGGCGACCUACCUGACGGCCGCCAUCAUCAUCAAAUACCACACCAUGCCUUCUGUUCUGGUUCACAACACCCCUCUCUACGCCAGCGGGGUCAGCUCCUGGGUCUCCAUGUUCAGCGUCAUCCCCACCAUCUGCUUCGGCUUCCAAUGCCACGAAGCGUCGAUCGCCAUCUACAGCAGCAUGGAGAACCAGCGGCUCUCUCACUGGGUCUUCAUCUCUGUGGUCUCCAUGUUCUUCUGCCUCAUUAUUUAUUCCCUCACAGGCGUUUAUGGGUACCUGACAUUUGGAAAAGACGUGAAGGCUGACAUUUUAAUGUCGUACCCCAGCGACGACAUGCUGAUGCUCAUCGCCAGGCUGCUCUUCGGAAUCUCCAUCAUCACCAUUUAUCCCAUCAUCCUGCUGCUGGGCAGAUCGGUGAUCCAGGAGUCUCUGCUGAGCUGGCGGCGGCGAUGCUUCGGCGUGGUGACGGCGGAGUACGAAACCCGCAGCCGCUACUUGCUGACGGUGCUGUGGAUAGCCAUAACGCUGCUCAUCGCCGUGUUCGUGCCGGACAUCAGCAAAGUCAUCAGUGUCAUCGGCGGGAUAAGUGCAUUUUUCAUCUUCAUCUUCCCAGGACUCUGCCUGAUAUUUGCCAUGCAGUCUGAGCCGGUAUCGUGUAAGACCAGAGUCUUCCUCACCGGCUGGGGCGUGGUGACCCUCAUCAGCGGAGCCUUCAUCUUCGGCCAGAGCACCACCAUCGCCGUCAUGCAGCUCAUCGGGAGGUUCUGACCGAGGAUCUGGGCUCCUCUCCCGCGUUCCAGAGCCAC
Salarias fasciatus (jewelled blenny) is the source of this 1376-nucleotide messenger RNA. It is a transcript of the gene slc38a8a, whose product is annotated as solute carrier family 38 member 8a. The transcript is spliced from 10 exons. Gene Ontology annotation, cellular component: membrane. Gene Ontology annotation, biological process: amino acid transmembrane transport. NCBI's taxonomy places the organism in Eukaryota, Metazoa, Chordata, Actinopteri, Blenniiformes, Blenniidae. The record is from RefSeq and is a predicted model, not a curated record. Bases 1 to 1338 code for a protein of 445 amino acids. Gene Ontology annotation, molecular function: L-amino acid transmembrane transporter activity.